GCCAGGGAGAUGGCUGGGAUAUUUGACGUGGAAGAUGAAAGUAUUAUUUCCACGAUAUUCAAGGAAUCAUUUCCAGACAACUGGCGGGACAACCCAGACUUUGCACAGUACCUGGCAGAGCUCAGUUCCUUUGGAGUGGAUAAAUUAGGUCGUGAACCAGACAGACUAGCUGAGGACAGAGCUCAGAUCUUGGAGCAAACCCAGAACCUCGCUUUCCACAAUUAUAAAACUUUUAUCCAAACUGCAGAAUGCUCUAGAGACAUAUAUCAGGAUUUUCAGAUCAUAGAGAAACAUGUUGGUGGAAUGCUGGAGAAAUUACCAACACUGUCCACUCAGUGUCAUCAGUUCUUGGCCAAGGCUCAGGAAAUCAGCUCUAGUCGUCGUAUGAACUCCUUGACCCUGCAGCGUCAUACCCAGUUACUGGAGAUCCUGGAGAUGCCCCAGUUAAUGGACACCUGUGUCAGAAAUGGUUACUAUGAGGAGGCUCUGGAGCUGGCAGCUCAUGUGAAGAGGCUAGAGAAGAAACAUUCCAGUAUACCUGUGAUUUUGAACAUAGUCAGCGAGGUGAAGAAUUCCAUGCAGUUAAUGUUGAACCAGUUAAUACAACAGCUCCGCGCCAACAUCCAGCUGCCCGCGUGCCUGCGUGUGAUUGGCUACCUCAGGAGAAUGGACGUCUUCUCUGAGGCUGAGCUCAGGAUUAAGUUUUUACAGGAUGAUUUCCUAGACGUGGUAUACUGGAUGCGACAAAUUCUAGGAGUGGUUCUGGGACUGAUAUGGGGUAUUGUCCCUCUGAAGGGUUUUUUAGGAUUAGCUCUGUUCUUUGGAUUAUCACAUAUUCGGCCUUACACUUUGACUGACAGGAGAGACCUGGGUUUCCUUCUGACUCUGUGCAAGUUUACAAAUACAACCAUGUGGGAGGAAUGA
Molecule: messenger RNA, 924 nt
Organism: Lingula anatina
Lineage: Eukaryota; Metazoa; Brachiopoda; Lingulata; Lingulida; Lingulidae
Product: conserved oligomeric Golgi complex subunit 8
Biological process (GO): intra-Golgi vesicle-mediated transport
Cellular component (GO): COG complex
Source: RefSeq, a predicted model, not a curated record